Molecule: messenger RNA, 2316 nt
Organism: Penicillium cosmopolitanum
Lineage: Eukaryota; Fungi; Ascomycota; Eurotiomycetes; Eurotiales; Aspergillaceae
Product: RIX1/PELP1 family protein
Exons: 2
Coding region: 1-2316 (771 amino acids)
Biological process (GO): rRNA processing
Cellular component (GO): nucleus
Source: RefSeq, a predicted model, not a curated record
AUGACAUCCACUACUUUGCGUGCCAUUACGCACCGCCUGACCACCACUCCGGUCGACCAAUUGCCCUCUAUAGCCUCGUUUCUUGCGACUUCUCUGGGUGAUUGCGCAGAGCUGCUGUCUGCCCCCCAAAACCAAAAGCCUGGCAAAUCCGAUUCCGACAAUGCCGUCCAGAUUCACAAAUUGAAGACCCGCUUGGCAAGUCUGCUGCAGGAUCGCACCGUCGAGGGCCGAUGGACCGCGGUGGUCUUGGUGAAAGCAACCGUUGAAGCGGGACAAUGGGAAAUCCUGCGAGGAUAUGAGCCCAUUGUUCGUGGCUUGAUUGGCAUUCUGGCGAAACCAGAUCCUAUCUCCACGAGAAAGAUGUGCAUCAUUACAUUGACUCGUAUCUUCCACCUCACCUAUCAGUACCCGACUCUUGUUCGAGAGAUUACAACCCCCCACCUGCCAGCGUUUGUUACUGCUGCCUUGAACCUCGUCUCAACCCUUGUCAAGCUGCCAUCUGGAUCAAGCCGGAAACCCAAGCCCAACACACCCUUUUUGGAAAUUGUUCUCCAUGCGAUCUUGGAAUUGGUUCCUCGUCACCCGACUAUUUUCCGUCCCUUCGGUACCCAGCUUCGCACCCUCCUCACGGAUAUACUUGGCGCCUCUUCGCCUGCGUAUUACCCAGAGCCAGUGGUUGACGUUGCAGAGCAGCUGUUUGCUUCGCUCUAUAAAUGCGCGCCCAAGGAUAAAUCAAGCUCUGGCUGGAGCAAUGACUGCCGCUCCACAAUCGUGUCGAUCCACAACGCGGUGGAUCACGUUUUCCGCGCCGUGGUGGAACAAUGGGAGUCUGUAGACGGGUCCUUGGUUCCAACAAAACAAAACUAUAGCAAAGAGGCUGGCAACGAUCGUCCUGAUGCUCUUGGAUUGCCGAGUUGGAAGGGCAUUCACACUGGAACUGACAGGAUUAUCACGCUUCUGAGAAUUCUCUCUGGAUUUAUCUCCAUGCCAUCCACAUCUAGUGUGGCUCUCCCCCUGGGCUCAAUUCUCGAUUUGACAUCGCGACUAACUUCGGUGAUUGUUCCGGCAAACGGUCAAUCCUCCAAUGGCGCGCAGGCUAACCCCGAGAUUAGCCGGGAGGAGCGAGAACAACUCUGGGCCGAGCUGCCUCGCAUCCACAUUGGUGCCAUGGAGCUGCUUUCCCAGGUUGUCAACGUUCUCGAGACUAGCUCUACUUCUAUCACGCAGUCUAUGUUGGAGCAAGCCAAUUGGGUCUUCCGACACGAAAGGUUUAGCAAGGAUGUUCGCUCAACUACUUACGACUUGCUCCAGUCCUUGGUGUCUGUGAACGGGCCUGCCAUGCCGAAGCAGAGCGUAUCUUCCAUUGCUAAUGUUCUGCGCUCCUGCUGCCAUGACCUUCUCCCCACGUCUGGAGAAUCUGGCUCGCAGGUCAAGUCCCAAUCUGAUUCCAAAUCGAAGUCGAAGGCUGGCCCAGGAACAACAAAUGCCGACUCUUUCCUGAACCCCAACCUUAUUACCCUUCAAGUUUCUCCUGGUUCCAGCUUGUCGAAGAUCGAAAAGACUGCCUCUAAUCUGCUCCAGGCCGUCCUUGCGUCCGUCCCGUCCGAGCUUCUUGCGGCGUCUCUUCGGGCUGAGAUUGACCGUACAAUUAUCUUGACUGCGGAUAAGGACGCGAUGCUUGCCAGCGUCCUCAACCCAAUUCCCGCGGCCAAGGGUCGCGGGGCUGGCGCUAGCCUCAUGCCUUUCUUGGUUCGCAGCUAUUCCGAUCAAAUGGAGGUCGAGGCUCUGGUGCGCCCCAGAAUGCCAGUCCUGAUGACUGCGCCGGAACUUGAUGCAUACACUGAGAAUGAAGAAGACGAGGAAGCCGAAGAGAUGGACACUGAAACUUUCGAUGCCACGCCUUCAACUUCCGAGUUCUUGAAGGCUCCCCACGUUGAGGCUCCCAAACCUGAGCCGGCACCAGCAGUCCCAUCAGUGCACAAACGCACAUAUGCCGAGGAGUCUACUCUCCAAUCGACUGGAUUCGCUGUGGAGACUGAGAAGCAACCAGUGCAGGCUAAAAAGGCGCGAUUUGAGACAACUGUCUCGGCGGUCACCGAAUCGCCUUCUGGACAGACGCAGCCCGUUACCGUUACCCAGGUGUCUACUUCUUCGCAUGAACAGCCUCAGUUCAAGACCCAGGUCUCAACCAUCUCGACAACCUCACAGUCUGCUGCGGAUCCGGCUGAUGAUGAGAGUGAUGGUGAGCUACCCACCUUGAACAUGGACUCCGAUACAGAUGAAGAUGAAGACGACGAUGUCGCCAUGGAAGGCUAA